AAAAAAAUCUUUAAAAAAAAAAAAAAAAAAAAAGAAGGGCACACCUGUCGCAGAUUACAUAAUCCAAAGCAGGCCAUUUCAGGAUGAUCACCUGCUAGUUAUUAGCUUGUCCCAUUAUGGCUCCUGACAUUGGUUGAUGUCCUGAAACAGAAUAUCCAUUCCUUCCUACCCUCCUGACUCCUCUACGGCAUUAGAAGCCACGUUUCCCAUUCUGCCUAACUCCUUGUCUGGGCAUCACUUGUAAGCAGACUUUUUGGCUACUUUAUACAUGUACAUGUGUGUGCAUUUGUGUGUGUGUGUAUGUGUGUGUGACCAGGACCUCAUUGCUCAGGAGAAUGCACCCAUGAAGCAAAAGUAGCUGAGUAAAACUGAGAGCAGAAAUCCUCCAUAGCAUCUUGGAUUGAACAGCUAGAUUACGGGUUAGUUUACCGAUUUCUGUCAGCUGCAGGGUUACAAGGGGAGCUAACAAGCUGUGCUCACCCAUUUACUGCUGUUUUUGCUACAAGAACGAGGUGCAGGUCUGGAGGUGUAAGUUCCUUGUUUUGUACAUCCUGCCUGAUCUCACACUCUUAUUUUCAGCAGCUAUGUGCCAGCCUCUUUGGCUGCCAGGAUUAGAUAAUUACAUCCGUGAGAGUCCUGACCCUUCUUCCCUGAGAACCUGCUGCUUUCCUUGGGGCUCUGAGAUGAGCCUGGAUUGGAAAGUGGUGACCAAGAUGGGUUCUGUUGAGGCCCUGUGUCCAAACUCUGGCUUUGGGCAUGCCGGCUGUUUGUACCAGUGUACAGUGCAGGAAAGUCUUCUAGCUCCCCUGGCCUUCAUAUGGACUCACCAUGCUCUCACCAUGCUCUCGGGACUUCUGCAUUUCUCGGUUUCCACUCUUCUAGGUGACUGAGAAGGGUGGCACGAAGUGCUGGGAACCUCCGGCCAAUAGGUUUAGACUAGGAUACAUUUGUUUAGGUGGUAUCCUGAGGUUUUACCCUGGCCUAUGGGAAAAUACUUUCCACGCGCCAGUCCUAACCUUCCAGUGUCUUCUGCGGGCCUCCCACAGCCUUUCCGAGUGGGACUUUGCCCCUUUCACAGUGAAGAUUGCUUCUGGCGAUAUACUCCCAAAUUUUUGUCCCUGCAAAGAGUAACUAGUAUUUAUUUCCUAUUUAUUUAUUUAUUUUAUCAGUUUCUAGUCUUUGCUCAUUAUGCUAUCAAAUGUGUUAACUCACUAAGGUCUGGAGGAAAACUAAUAUCUGAACCCAUGAAACAGCCUUCUCAAUAGCUUAAAACGACUUGGAGAAUUGUAGGUAGAGUCUUCUUACCAGUGUCACAAAAGCUCGGUGCCUGGAGGGACUGUUGUAAUCAGGGUAUGCGUUUGUUUUAGAGAAGGAGACAAUGUAUGGGUAAAGUAGCUUACGCAGCAGCCAGUUAGCAACCGACUUCAGAUGGAGCACAUCCUCUCCAUCAGCCUGCCUUCUGCUGCUCCUGUCUUCCUCACGGCUCAGCCACUUUUGUCACAAAUAAAUAAAAAAAGAGAAAAGUGGAAAGUUCCCUAUAGCACUUGUAUGCACAGUAAAUAGAGUUGUAAGAGAAAAGCUGCCUUGGGAGGGGAUUCCAUGAUCAAUUAAAACUGAGGAAUGCUAAGUUAUUUCCUUUCCCUGGGCUGUCUGUGAGUUUGUAUUAUGCCAUGACACAUUUUGAUCUUAGGAGGGGACAGACUGUUGCACUUGAUAUUGUUCUCCUGUCCUCUCCCCCAUUUCUCUGAGCAUCUCAACCAGUUUUUGCUCAAGUUUACAGGUCUUCUAGAAGACGAUUUCCAGUGAAAAUACUGGCAGUGAGUUUGUUACAGUGCUGCGAUGGCAUUGGUAGCAAGCCCUAGCAGUGCAAUGAGCUACUAGAAAGACUUAGCUGCCCAGAGCUGUCCUUGCAAGGAGGAGUUUCUUUCCCACCUGGGGCAUACAAAGUCAGUAUUUGUGUUUGAUUUUGCAAGUUACCCAAGAAUUAAUUAAUUAAUGGAAAUGUAUUGGUGAUGUUGAUACUGCAUCUUAGCAAUGCUUCUUUCAGUAUGGCACUUUAUAAUCUUCAGGCACCUUUGAGGACUCCCCUGUGAGCCAGGCAGUAUUGCAGUGACUGUAUGGUCAGAGUCCUAGGAGCCCUGAAAAACUGGUUGCUGAUUCCGUCUCUUCCCCCUCCUGCCCUCCUCUCUCUGAAGUUUACAUCCUAAAAGGAUAGAGCCAGAACUUGGUUACAGAGUCUCUGACUCCAAGUCCAAAGUUCAUUAUACUGGUCUUUCCUUCUAGCUUUAUGUAUACAACAAAAGGUAUGGAAACAGAUCUUCACACUGUUUUUGCUUAUUGUGAAAACCAAUUCUUUUGUAUUGGAGUGACCCAGAAGUGUAACUCUUACUACAUUUUGUCCCUGUAGUGCCACUUGUUCAGGGACUUGGAUUGUACUGCAGAUACUGUUUGAUUGUGAAACUAAGAUUGAACAUACCGCUGUAAUUAACUCUGAAAAUAUAUCGCCUCUGCAUUCUCAGGUGAAGGAGAUGAUUUGAAAGGAAAAAUAGUGUUCAGAUGAAACAAUAAAUAUUCUUUAUUACACAAAUGCCGUUUCUUAGCUUUAAUUUGCUUUCACAACUUGUUGAUGAUCUUUGUAAAAUAUUUAUAUUUUGAAAUAAAGUUACAAAUGUUGAAUGAAACCGGUGAUAAACUUAGCCUCCUCUUUUUGAGGAAUUUGAACUUUGUCCAGACUUUCCCUGGGUAUCCUACCUUUGGUGCCACUAUUUAUACUGGUGCCAGUAUUUUUAUGAAAUUGGGUCAUCUUACAUGAGGGAAGCUAUCUGCAGAGUAUGAGUUUACACCAUAAAGAGGCCAGAAGAGUCCAUAGCUGAGGCAGAAGUCCUCAGUGGGUUGGCGGGAGGCAGCCUUGUAGAUAAGGCCUGAGAGAGGGUUAAGGUAAGUGUUGGGAGAAUGAGCCUGGAGAAAGCUCUGCAGCUCAGGGUGCAUACUGUUCUUCCAAAGGAGCCAGUUCAAUUCCUAACCCCUAUGUUGGACGGCUGCUAACCCCCUUAAUUCAGCUCCAGGAGAUCUGAUGCCUCUGUCCUUCAGGCACUGCCCUCAUGGCCACAUGCCCACGUGUAGACACACUUUACAAGGAAAAGAAUUGGAGGAUGAGUUGAAUUCAGGAGCUCUUUUAUAAGAAAAGGCUAAGCUUUGCCAUCUCCAUUACCGGAGAUGCCCAUGCUGCUUGGGCAGGUGAAGCCGAGUCCUUCAGCUUCCCUUCCAACACUGCAAACUGAAUCCAUCAGCCUAACUUGAUGAAGAAAGCCAGUCUCAGAUUCCUUUUUGCCCCACAUGUUCUCAUUAGCAGCUAUGGUCCUUCAAAAAUGCUUGCUUGUGCUGCUUACUCAGUCCCUGGGUCCUUCCUAAGGUCAGUCUAGAAUCUUAAGAUACAGGCUUCUGAAUGCCUUCUUUGGCUUUGUUCCUGGAAACUGGAGGAAAAGGAGCUUUGGCACCUCUUCUCACCACAGGGAUUCUGUGUGAGCUCAUGGUUGGGCUGAGAGAACGGAUUCUUAGCCUUAAGUGACUUCAGUCAGACACAUCUUUUCAUUCAAGGAGCAGUUAACAUGCUGCUAGUUCUUGGCUAAUAUUAGAAACAAUAUUACAAGUUUUUAAAAGGUAAUAUUUAGCCAGAGCCCAAACUUUUGUUUUUAAAUCUCUUGAAGAUGAAUUCUAAAGAUAACUGCAAGAUACACUGCCUUCUUGCUGAGUAUCAAGAUGUGUGAAAAUAUUCUCAAAUGUUUCAACUCUGUAAGAGAUACAAUCAGAACAUAGAAGUGGAGGCGAAAUGGGACUGUCUUUCCUCGGAAGCCAUUGAAAGAAAGUUACAAGUGUAAUUGAUGUCUCAGUCCCAGCAGCUCAACACCAUCAAAACAUGUAGAAAUAUUUACGGGAAAUCAGAAUUGACUUUUGAGGCAAAUGGAUUUGGUGGGAAGCUUUGUUGGGGACAGUUGUCUUCUGGUAAGAGGCCACAUGAAUUUGUGCAGGCUCUGGGGUGGCCUGAUUCUCCUGCUCCAGAUAAAAUUAGGCUUUGGAACACAACCUUGAAUGAAGAGGCACAGGGGCGGUCAGAGGGCGGGUCCGCGGGGUGGGACUAUGGCAGUGGAUGGGUGGGGCCGCCCAGGUAUUAGGGCGGAGCUGGUGGGGCGUGCCACCCUAGAGGCGGACCAGAUGAUCCUAGACUGCUACGCGCCAGACUAUGGGUCAGUGGGUGGGACGUAGAGGGGGCUCGGCUAGGGUGCUGGGCAGAACUCGCUAGAGUGGGGUGGCCUCGAAGGCGGGGCCCGCGCGGUAGUACAGGCCUGGGGGCGGGGCUACGGGCCCAGGGUCGCAUGGAGGCGGGGCCGAAGUAGUGGCACAAGGGUAGGGGUGGGGCCUCGGUGCGGCGAGGCGGCGGGCAACCGGGAGGCUGGUUGGCGGGCGGGCAGAGGUGCGGAUAGCGCGUUGUACUUUCGUUGGAGGGCCAUGGCCGCUUCUCCAGUCCCCGGCGGUGGCGGUGCGGGAGCUGUCCACUCCUCCAACGCGUCUGGCUUCACCUUCGACUCGGGACUGGAGAUCAGGACGCGCUCGGUGGAACAGACUCUUCUGCCCCUGGUUUCUCAGAUUACCACACUUAUAAACCAUAAAGAUAAUACCAAAAAGUCUGAUAAAACCCUGCAAGCGAUUCAGCGUGUGGGACAAGCGGUCAACUUGGCAGUUGGAAGAUUUGUUAAAGUAGGGGAAGCUAUAGCCAACGAAAACAGGGAUUUGAAAGAAGAAAUUAACAUCGCCUGCAUCGAAGCCAAGCAAGCAGGUGAAACAAUCGCCUCACUCACAGAUGUGACCAAACGGAACCAUUUGGAAUCAGAUGGUCAGGUCACAAUUCUGACAGACAAAACAGGCGUCGUGCAGGCUGCCCGGCUGCUGCUCUCCUCAGUGACAAAAGUGUUGCUGCUGGCAGAUCGUGUAGUCAUCAAGCAGAUAGUGACAUCGAGAAACAAGAUUCUUGCAACCAUGGAAAGGCUAGAGAAAGUAAACAGCUUUCAGGAAUUUGUUCAGAUAUUCAGCCAGUUUGGAAACGAAAUGGUGGAGUUUGCACAUCUAACAGGAGACAGACAAAAUGAUUUGAAAGAUGAGAAGAAAAAGGCCAGAAUGGCUGUGGCGAGGGCCGUGCUUGAAAAGGGUACAAUGAUGCUCCUCACAGCCUCAAAGACAUGUCUCAGGCACCCCAGCUGUGAGUCAGCGCACACAAACAAAGAAGGGGUAUUUGACCGGAUGAGAGUAGCCCUGGAGAAGGUCACUGAGAUCGUGACUGACCGCAGACUCAGCGGAGAGACCGACAGCUCAUCUGUCAGCAUUUUUACUGGGAUUAAAGAGUUGAAGGUGAAUAUUGAAGCUCUUCGGGAGAAUGUUUGCUGUGAGUCCAAAGAGAACCUUUCUGCCGCAUUGGAGGCCGUCUUGGAGCAUGUGGAGGACUUCACUGAUUCUGCCUACACCAGCCACGAGCACAGGGAACGGAUCUUGGAGCUGUCUAGUCAGGCGAGGACAGAACUGCAGCAGUUCCUUUCCGUGUGGAUGCAAACCCAAAGCAGGAAGACAAAGAGCGCCGCCGAGGAGCUGGAACUCACAGUUCUGAAGAUCAGCCACAGCCUGGACGAGCUGAGGAGAGAACUCCAUUGUACAGCCAUGCAGCUGGCAGCCGACCUGUUAAAAUUCCAUGCUGAUCAUGUGGUUUUAAAAGCAUUAAAAGUUACUGGAGUAGAAGGAAAUUUGGAAGCUUUGGCUGAGUAUGCCUGUAAACUCUCUGAGCAGAAAGAACAGCUUGUGGAGACAUGUCGAUUGUUGCGGCAUGUAUCCGGCACAGAACCCCUUGAGAUAACGUGCAUACAUGCAGAGGAGACAUUUCAGGUGACUGGCCAACAGAUCAUUUCUGCUGCUGAAACGUUGACGUUGCACCCGUCUAGCAAAAUCGCUAAGGAAAACCUGGAUGUGUUUUGUGAAGCUUGGGAGUCUCAGAUGAGUGACAUGGCGACGCUGCUGAGGGAAAUCAGUGAUGUGUUUGAAGGAAGGCGAGGAGAGAAGUGCGACCAUCUUUCACUUCCAAAGCCCAUGAAGAAUAAUGCAAACCUGAAGUCACUAAAGCCUGACAAACCUGACUCCGAGGAGCAAGCCAAGAUAGCAAAGCUCGGGCUGAAGCUGGGAUUGCUCUCCUCUGAUGCUGACUGUGAAAUCGAGAAAUGGGAAGAUGAAGAGAACGAGAUCGUUCGACAUGGACGCAGUAUGUCCAGGAUGGCCUAUUCUCUGUAUUUAUUUACUAGAGGAGAGGGGCCACUGAAAACUUCCCAGGACUUAAUUCACUUCCUAGAGGUUUUUGCUGCAGAGGGGUUAAAGCUUACUUCAAGUGUACAGUCAUUUUCAAAACAGCUAAAAGAUGAUGACAAACUUAUGCUUCUCCUGGAAAUAAACAAACUUAUUCCUCUAUGCCACCAGCUUCAGACAGUAACUAAGACGUCUUUGCAGAGUAAAGUCUUUCUAAAGGUUGACAAGUGUAUUACAAAGAUAAGAUCCAUGAUGACUCUCGUGGUCCAGCUCCUCUCACUUUGCUAUAAGCUACGGAAGAAGAUGGAAAAUAACAGAUGGGGCUCUGCGACGAACAAGGACACCAUGGAUGGUCAAAACUGAGCAGCCUGGGGUUCGUCUCAGGGAUACCAUGCGGCACAGCUGACAUUUUAAAGCGCAGAUGAUCCUUUGUCCUUUCCUAAGUCCGUCAGUCUUUUAAAGAGGAUGCUGAAAUCUUUUUUUCUGAUCCUCAGAUUAGACAGUCAUGUUGCUAGGGUGGUUGCUAAGAUUCUAACAGCAGUGCAAUUUGAAAACAAACACUGUGCUCAGGGUGUUUUUCAGCACACACCAAAUAUCCCAACUGUCUUAAUGGCGGCUGAAUCCCAAAGAAGCAAUUGCAAAUGCACACUCUCCUUGGCGUCCUUAACUGGUUUUUAAGCAGAUUAUUUACAACACGAAUUUCAGCAGAAAAUAGACAGUGGCCUUGUUGAAUGCAGCUUUUUUUUUUGAGGCCUGUGGACUCUGUUUCAGUUCUUGUUGAAGCAGGAUAAGGGUCCGUCAGUGCCUGGUCCCAGAUCACACCUGUUAGCACUGUUGCUUCUAAUAAGUAUCUCACUGGAUAAGGCUGUGAGGCUGCAUCUGUCCCUUCCCUACUUCUGGAAGGAAAACCACAGGAGUCACUCCAAAGAAGCCUGGAGCAACUUCAGAAGAGGAGAUGGUUUUUAUGUUAGCUGUAGGAAGCACAGCUGACCAGGCAGCCCUGAGUAAUGGAUGGAAUCCUAAGUAUUUCUCACUGGUUUAAAAACACUUUUGAAGUACCUUUCUCAGUAUUGAUGAAAUGACAUCUGCAGAAGACAGAACAUCGGAACCAAGAGGCUGUUUAGAUGGCAGACACCUGUACACUGUAUUUUAUGUAUGUGGAAUUGGAAUGCUCAUUUUAAAAUAAAUAUUUUUAGUCUUUUUAACUUUAGGGUUUAAACCUUUUCUUGGGCUGGGGAGAUGACUCUGCUGGAAACCUGUUUACCUUGUAAGCUGUGUAAUGAAGCAAGGCAAAGGUUGCCCAGGAGAUGGCCCAGCUAUCUGCUGUACUGCAGACUAUCAGAACGAGGGCCGAGAGAGGGAGCGUGUGCAGUACCAGCGUGUGCUAUACAGAAAUCUCACCUUUAGCUACCGUCACAGAUGCCGACAUAACCAGGCUUUCAAAGGCAUGAUCUUGCAGGCAGCUGUUACAGGGAAUGAUGGAGUGGAAGCAGCUUCUGUGAGAAGACAGGAUUGGUGCCAAAGCGCGUGAGUGAAACCUCUGGGAUUUCUUUUUAAACUGAGAAGCAGAAUGCUAACUUCACUGCAUUCUCAGUGUUGCUAUCUCAGUGACAAAGCAGAUCCCUCAACACAACUGUAAAGGACCAUCAAAUACGUGGCAACAAUACCAUUAUCUCUGAUGACACAAUAGGGUUUAUUAGUUAGUAUUAAACAUCAUGUGAUAAUAUAAGCUUCAAUAAAAAUUGUACAUUCAAACUGAA
Messenger RNA from Mus caroli (Ryukyu mouse), 8099 nucleotides. It is a transcript of the gene Ctnnal1, whose product is annotated as catenin alpha like 1. Gene Ontology annotation, molecular function: cadherin binding; actin filament binding. Gene Ontology annotation, biological process: Rho protein signal transduction; cell adhesion. Lineage: Eukaryota; Metazoa; Chordata; Mammalia; Rodentia; Muridae. The record is from RefSeq and is a predicted model, not a curated record.